This is a messenger RNA of Letharia lupina, 2145 nucleotides long. RefSeq lists its product as uncharacterized. The record is from RefSeq and is a predicted model, not a curated record. The transcript is spliced from 4 exons. Gene Ontology annotation, biological process: double-strand break repair; regulation of DNA-templated transcription. Lineage: Eukaryota; Fungi; Ascomycota; Lecanoromycetes; Lecanorales; Parmeliaceae. Gene Ontology annotation, cellular component: Ino80 complex. Bases 1 to 2145 code for a protein of 714 amino acids.
AUGGUUGGAAAGAGGUCUGGAAAGGCACUCCUUCGGGAGGAAGGCCUUGAGAGGACUGACAACAAUAUGGAUCUGACUACAUGGCCCCAAAUCAACCCAAUCAAUCAGAAGAACUACUACACUGACUACCUCAAACGAGAUGAUCAGAUUCUUCCUCUACGCCUUCUACAGGAAGAGCGCCGAAAUAGAAUGACCGCCAAAGCCAGAGACAGAGACCGAGAGCUUGCUCAAGCUAAUCCGAAUGAUGCACUACCUAGCGGCGCGGAUCUGGACAUGGACGACGAUGCCGGCAUGGAGGAUGCUGGAGAGCCGCUGACAGGCCAAGAUGCUCUGGGAUCGAAAGUAAUCGUGAUUCACCCCGGGAGCCAGAAUCUGCGCAUCGGCUUGGCAAGCGACGCUUUGCCCAAAACGGUGCCCAUGGUCAUCGCAAGGAGAUGGGAGAUGAGCGAGUCCGAGGAAGAUGGUGGUGAGCCAAGUCCAAAACGCAGGAGGACGGACGACGGCUCUCAAAUGGAGCCAGAAAAAACGUUUGGCGAAGAGUUUGCAGGCCAAUAUAACAAGAUGUGCGCUGAUCUAAAGAUCCACAUGCGCAGUAACAAGCGUAGGGUCUUACCCAAUUCGAAGGAAUUGAUUGUCAAUUAUAACAAACGGACACCUCCGGAGACCAUAUCAGAGCACAACGAUCCUUUUAGAGUAGACUGGACUGAGAUUCCUGCCGACCCGAAAGAAGCCCCAGGAUUUCUUACUGGGAAAGAGGCACUUAGGAUCCCAGAUAAGUCAAUUCCACGUUACAAGCUCUUUUGGCCACUGCGGUAUGGCUGGUACAACGAGUCGGAGUAUCGUGAGAAGAAAGAUCUGUACAACGACAUUGCGACAAUUAUUGAAGAGGCGAUCAAGACGCAGUUGAAUCUCCGGCGCAAAAGAGACUGGGUGCAGUAUGGAUGUGUCUUCGUUGUUCCUGACCUGUAUGAAAGACACUACGUUUCUCAGACGCUAGAGAUGCUGAUGAGAGACCUGGGCUUCGGUAAGGUCUGCUUCAUUCAGGAAAGUCUGGCUGCAACUUGUGGUGCAGGCUAUACGACUGCCUGCGUUAUGGAUGUAGGAGCUCAGAAGACUUCCAUAUGCUGUGUCGAAGAGGGGAUGUGCAUUGAGAAUUCUCGAAUCAAUUUGAAAUGUGGUGGUGCAGAUGUCACGGAGACCUUCAUCAGAAUGAUGCUGUAUGAUCACUUCCCGUAUGCGGACAUCAACUUGAAGCGCCGGUAUGAUUUUCUGCUUGCAGAAGAACUCAAAUAUAAGUUUUGUACCAUGAAUGAAGGAGAAAUAAGCCCCCAGCUUUUCGACUUCCACCUGAGAGCAUCUGGGCAAGACACUAGGAAGUACACCUUCAAGACAUACGAUGAGGUAUUACUGGCGCCUCAGGGCUACUAUCAACCAACGAUCUUUGACAAUUCUCAGAAGCUCAAGGGUCGACGGAAGCUCAUUGACCGAUCUUACGACCUCUAUGAGGGUGGGCCUAAUGAUCCCGUGUCUUCUGCGCAGUCUGCUGUAUUGUCACUUAUAAGUCCAAUCGUGUCAGUCAACGGCCAAACGAAUGGCGAGACGAGCAAUGGGCAGGUAGCCCUAGGUCCAAUAAAACCUUCAUCAAACCUGUUUCAGAAGAUCAACGAGACCGAGCGCACCCCAGCCUCAACAGUAGGAUCUCCUGCGCCGGAUGACGACGAUACCCCAGUACCAAUUGGUGAGACCAACACUGGAACGGAGAUCCUUGCAACCUCAGUUCGAGACGAUGUGCUUCCGGUGAUUGCUCUCGAUACCGCUAUACUGACUUCCAUCGGCCACGGAGCACGACUCGAUGAGCGCAAGACUAGGGAUUUCCUCAGUAGUGUCAUGGUCGUUGGCGGAGGAGCUCAGAUCCCAGGCUUCUACAUGUUCUUGGAGGAGAGGUUGAAAGAACUGAGGCCAGGAUUUGCGAAGGACAUCGUGAUCGGAACACCACCUAGGGAGCUGGAUCCACAAGGUGUGAUUUGGAAAGGCGGAAGCGUGUUUGGGAAGCUAAGGGGGACAAAUGACAGCUGGAUAGGUAAGACGGAGUACGACCGUUUGGGUGCCAGGCUGCUGGUUUACAAGUGUAUGUGGGCCUGGUAG